Messenger RNA from Boeremia exigua, 990 nucleotides. RefSeq lists its product as uncharacterized. Bases 263 to 703 code for a protein of 146 amino acids. The transcript has 3 exons. The record is from RefSeq and is a predicted model, not a curated record. NCBI's taxonomy places the organism in Eukaryota, Fungi, Ascomycota, Dothideomycetes, Pleosporales, Didymellaceae.
CAAGUCCAUAAAUGACAGUAGUUUGACAAAAUAUACCGUUGCAGAUAUAUUCCGCUCUUCGGUGUCUCCACGGAUGCACCGGAUAUGGUCGGCCUUAACACAUGUGGCGAGUCUGCAGAGAUAGUCAACCACCGAUAUAAAGACACAGAUUCAGUCCCAACAUAUCCAAUACUACAAGCCACAUUCUGCAUUUCACAGUUCACACUCAACACUCCAAACUCAACUUCCAGACACUACACCGACCCCUAAACACUCUCACAUCAUGUCCAACCACCCAGUCAUCUACCCUAUCAACCAGACCGUCCUCGCCACCAUCGCCUCCGCCCGCGACCCAACCAAACCAGUCUACAUGCUGAACCUCUGGCGGUUCCGUCCCAACGCAGUCUAUUCCCCCGCCUACGCACACCUCUCGUCGGACCCUUGCACUGGCCGCGAAGCAACAGAGCGGUACCGCGCAGCCAUAGCCCCGAUACUGCCGCCCGGCGCGGCGGUCCAUUUUCAGGGGAACGUGGAGGGGUGGGUUGCAGGUCCUGACAGUGCGGGCUGGGAUCUGGUGGUGAUAGUGAGGUACGAGACAUUACAGGGAUUUAGGGAUAUGGUGGAGGCGAAGAAGUACAGGGAGGAGGUGGAACCGCAUCGAUUGGCGGGUCUGGAGGAGUGGCGGCUUGUUGCGAUGGAUGGGGUUGGUGGAGUUGGCUUCUGAGAUUGUGGAGGAAGGCAAGUGGUGAAUUUGUAGGGAAUGUGUGGGUGGUUGAACCACAGUGCGGACUAUGAUUCAACAACGGUGAUGGGCCUUAGUUAAAAAUUGAUUUACUGCAAGGCACGUCCGACCAGCUACUGCUAACUGUGAGAAGGAUUGAUGAAACCGAGGUCUCGUUUCCCAAUGGAGUGUAUGCGCUUGAAAGGAGUAAUUCAGUUGUAGUUCUGCGGCUUAUUGGCUGCGGUUAUGGUAGUUUGGAUCCUACAAGAGUGCCAGUUGGCUGAUCGGAC